ACUUCUAUAAUGGUAUCCUUUAAAGGAACCCAUCUUCUUGAGAGUGUAUUUCUUGAAGGAGCUGUUGAGUGAGCUGGCAACUUUUCAUAUAUCUAGGUCAGGCUUCUAUUUAAAUAGUCUCUCUGUCUGCUCCUUCUCCCUAAUGCAUUUGCUCCAUUCAGAAUUAUUACUAUUCAGAAAGCACAGCAGCAUUUCAAUCCUUAUCUUAUUUUGGGAUUACAAAUUCCAAAAUCACAUUCUAAAAUCAAUGGUGUGUAGACCAGUCUACCAACUGUUUAAAGUGAUUAGUAUGAAGAAUCAGUGAAAGAGAAACGCCUUGGAUAUUAUGACAAGGACAAGGGCUACUUUCCAAGGCAGUAUUUACCAGGCUAUACUUACACUAUUACUUUUGGUCAUGUUGGAACUAUUGUGUAAAUCCGUUAAAAAGGUGGAAAAUACUUGGCAAAUGUUGUAAAUGCUCAUGGGAUGACAUAGGUCUUAAAUUACAUUUCGUAAACCAUGUGACUCAGACUUUAAGACUACUUUUUGCUAUGAUUUGUCCAUCAUAAAAGUAAAAGGUUUUGUUGGCAUGUGAAGUCCCUAUUAUGCACCAGACUGUCUGUGGUAGUGCAAUUAAAUCUCAAGUGCAGGCAGAGACAAAGCCUCAGAUAACCAGAAGCAAUUACACUCGCAUCGCCUAGCAAUGAGAUAGGUAUUAAAACCAAAACUUCUGGUGUAGAAAUUUGUUGCUCAAAUAAUGAUUGGGAAGAGAACCCUGAUUACAUCUACCGCUACCAUCUGGCUUUUAUUCAACACAGUGGCCAUUUUGAAUCUGCAUGCUUUCUAUAGACUUUUGUAGCCUCUCAUACUAAGGAAUAAAAAAGCAUCAGCCUCAUUUCUGUUUUAUUACGAUAUAGCAGAAAGGAAAUGAGCUAAAAUAAAUGUAUAUUAAAUUACUUUCUACUUCUUUUAGAGAGGACUUGGACAGAAAACUUCAGGCCAUAGCUGUUUCAAAGUUGUUGAAGACAAGCUCUAAGCAAGUUGUAUUUCUAGGAUAUAUCACUUCAGCUCCUGGAUCCAGAGAUUAUACUGAAUUAAUAGAAAACGGUAAUGUCCAGGAUAUUGACAGUACCGAUCGUGAUAGGUGGUGUAGCUAUAUUAUGUACCGUGGAGUAAUAAGGUUGGGCUAUGCCCGCAUAUCUCACGCUGGUUUAAGUGACUCAGAAGUCCAAAUGGCCAAAUUUAGAAUCCCAGAUGACUUAGAUAACUAUGUUGACAAUGACAGAAUUGUCAUUGAUCCCAGCCAAGUUCCUGAGGACAUCCAUUUCAAUCCCAGGUUUGGAUCUUAUAAAGAUGGACAUAAUUAUGAUGAGAGUAUUCACCACUUUCAUAUGAGCACCCCUAAAUAUUUUAAACAAACAGAAUAAGAAAAUAACGUAUCGUGGGGACCAGCAAGAAAGGUUUGUUGUUUGAAACUGAAGUGGCAGCCAAAAAGGAUACACUGCUUAAGAAUGAGGAGUUCCCGUGCUUUGUAACACUUUGAACAUCUGCGUAAUAGUUGGCAACUCUUUUGUUUAUCAUUGCUGUGAGAGGGAAGUUGCAUAUAUUUUAAUAAACUGGAAUCCUCUUGAGCCAGGUAUCUGUUUUGUAUGUAUGAAAGCAAAAAUUGGAACUUGCAUUAGCAAUAAUCAACUCAGUUUUAUUAAACAUAUCAUGUGUUGUACUGUG
Messenger RNA from Coturnix japonica (Japanese quail), 1707 nucleotides. The record is from RefSeq and is a predicted model, not a curated record. NCBI's taxonomy places the organism in Eukaryota, Metazoa, Chordata, Aves, Galliformes, Phasianidae.